UCGCCCAGGAGGCCAUUACGCAGGAGGCCAUCGGCGUCGCGCCCAGGAGAUAGCCACCAACGAGGAUGCCGAAGCACGGCAGAUACUGUGAAGAAGCACUUCGACGACUUGGGGCCCAGCAGUGUGUGUGGGUGUGCGUGUUUUCUUUUCCCCCCCUGAUCAUUCGGACAACCGGACAUGACCCUGCCCAACCGGACUGUCCGCCCCCGGUUGGCCGGUUCGAUGUCCGGUUAAUCGGACGCCCGGCUACAUCAAGUCGCGGAUGGAUGUCCGGGCCCGGGACAACCAUGGUUUUCAGACCCUCACCAAGGAAGCCAUAACCCUUGGGUACAAGGAUACCGUCCAUGGCGUUGAGGAUUGCAACGAGGCAAAGCUGACUCUGGUGUCGGACAACACCCUCUGGACAAAGCAGAACAUAGUCCUGCAGAAAGACGCGGUCUGCAAAGGUCUGAGGGCCGUGAACAAUGCAGCCAGUCGCAAACGAAAGACCUGCCAUGUCUAUGGGGUCCCUUUGUCGGGACCGGCAUUGGCAAAACCCGGCUUUUACCCCGAGCAAAAGCACUGCGGUGAGGAACAGCGGAAAAAGUGGUUUGAGGGUUUAUCACAGUGCAAACGACCCCGUGCAUUGUCAGAACAUGUACCCUCAGGUGUGCGGAAGGGCAUGUUUGAGGCCCUUUUUCAUCACAAUGUGUCCUUCUUGCGUGCAAUGUGGUUCGUCAAAGUUGUGUACCUUAAUGUCGUACGCCCACCCACUGGAUUGGCAAGCUCGGUGGCAGAUAAGGCACCAGGCCGUAGCAAGCGGAUGGAGGUGUGGACAAGGGACCUCAUAAGCUUCAUGGAUACCAUGCUGGAGUGCGCAUGCAUGCCAACCGGUGGCAGCAGCAGCCAGGGCAUGAAGUCUGCGUCUGGGGGCCUACCCCACCAGCCGAUAAUCCCAGUCGUCGUUGGGGGUGCCAAAGGAGGGGGUGUUGAUGUCUUGUCACUAAACCCCUCGACGAGCUUGCUAGGCAGCCAACAGGGUUCGUCUUUGAGUGUGACGACGACAAGUCAACCAGGCAUUGGUGGCUCUUCCCCCCCUACCGGUAGUAGAUCAGAUAUCCAUGCCAAAUGGCAUUACUGGGUUCGGCUGAUUGGAUGGCAGUACAACGAGGGUAUGAUCAAUAGAGCCAUGCUUGCUGACUGGCUGUUGAAGCAGCUUCAGGAGAGGAAGUCGCUGGAGUGCUGGGAGUUGCUCAUACCCCUUGUGCUUGUGAUGGUGGAGGGCGUGGCCCUGUCACAAUUGCACCUGCGAAUGUUGGUCGACUUAAUCACGAUCUGGCUGAAGGAGAACUACUCUGUGUGUGGAGAUGGUCUUCGCGCACCCCCCCCCCCCCCCCCCCCAUCCAGAAGACUGCAUACUCUCUGUGUUUCGCUGAUCGAGCUCCUCCGGUACUUGAUUGUAUCCGUACCUGACUCCUUCGUUGCAUUUGAGUCCUUUCCCAAAUGUGUGCCAAUUGCAAUUGCGCAUGACAAUCCAACUACCGGUAGCGGGACCAUGAAGUCUCCCGGUGAUCGGUUUCGGCCUGUAGUUCACGACAACAGGGCGGCAGGCUGUGGAGUUCACUGGCUGUCAAUGAGUCAAAAAGCUGCGGGUGAGAGCACAGCCAAAGCAUGGGAGCAGCCGCCGGAGGGAUGGAGGGAACCUGUGUGCGGAGAGGUGAUCAAAUGUGUGAAGGAACGAGCUGGAUUGCUCGCGUCGGCGGUAAACCCGGCGGUACUGCGUAACAAUCUAGUGAUGGCGGUUCAAGCGCUGGAACGUGCGCUGCAGACUGGGGAUCUCAUAUCUGCGUGCAAGAGUGUGGAGGACACCCUUCAUGGGCAACUUAUGGGCUCCACAGGGUGGGAGGAUGCCAAGAAGGGUCUGGUGACAGACGACCAAGUGGUGCAGUUCAUCUGUGAAUGGGGUGUUUCUGGUCUUGGGCACAGUGGGUGGGGCCCAACGUCGCCCCCUCCACGUUGUGGAAGGGUCGUCCAUGGAGAGGGAGAGGAUAAGGCAAGGGUGUACACAGCAGUGUCGAUACUUAGAUUGAAAAUGGAGGACCUGAGGUGUUCAGGAUAUGGAUUGCAAGGGGGGGAUGGUGUGCAGGGUGGGGCGGGAAACGCACCAGGGGAAAUGACUCAUGAGAUGGUCUUUCGGUGGCUCGAUAACCACGAGCCAGAAGGGGGAGCAGGGGACUUGAACCUUCACCUGUUGAUUGCAGAAUUGGCCCAGGAGGGUAUGUUUUUCCCAGACCUCUAUUUGCAUAAGUUGAUCUCUGAGGGUAUUCUUGACAAGCAGAGGACGGUGGCAGAACGAUCCAGAGCUUGGCGGCAUUAUCUAUAUUUGAGAGAAAUGCUGAUAACAGAGGAUCUAGAGCAGCCCAGCUGUGUGGGUGGGGAGGAUGGAGAGGGCCAAGAUGAUUUGCAUGGUGGGCGCCUCAGAUCUGCUGCUGCUGCUGCUGCUGCUGGCACCAAUCCUCCUGAGACUAUGGCCUUUUUGUGGGGUAAGCAGGAGGAGCAGUCGAUUCGGGCUAAGGCCUUUCUGAACGAGUGUCACUUUGUGCUCCACUAUUUUUGGGGAAAGCGACGUAAACAAUUGAACAGGACACGGAAAGAUGAGGAGGAAUAUUAUAUCCAGAAGGAAGAGCAUGAGGGGGGCCAAGUUUUCCCCGCCAUGAUUGAGGAGAGCGAUUACUUGACAGUGCGAAAACAUAGAGAGAGAAUUGAGCGUGUAAAGGCGGCUGUUGCGGACAUGCUUCAUCUGCCUCCUGAGGCAGGAACAGGUGAGUGGUGUCGACGUGACGGUGCAAGUUCAGAGGGGGGCGGGAAAUCAGAAGGCGCAGACGCAAAGAGGAAAGAAACCGGUGCUGCAGGCGAGGACCAGCUCCACGGAGGCGGUAAUUUGUUGAAAAAGAAGACCACCUUAGGAGCAGCAGACACAACGGAUAUGAAAAGGAGGAGGGUGCAAAAGCACAUAGACUCGGAGACACAGAUUGACAGGGCAGGUGCUGCUAUCCGCGGAGGAGAUGGCUGUGCAGAUCUCUGUCCUGUGGACAUAAUAACAGAUGAAGAGGAGCUGUGGUGGUUGAAGCGGUCCAGUAAGACAAGGCAGGAGCCCAAUGGUGGCAAUCAACAGGUUACAUCUGUUACAUCUCCAGAUUAUGAUGCCACCAGGAGAAAGGAGGGUGGGGGUGGUGAUUUCGUCAGUCAGGGCAGUGAUACUGCAUUGCCAGGUUACUGCGGACGGGUGAAUGAAAGUGAAAGCGGCUCGGAGAAUCUCUAUCAUCGUUGUGGUGCGCAGUGGAACGGGGAUCAGGUUCAGGACAGAGGAACUAGUGGUGCUAGUACGUCUGUAACCGCGCAUAUUGCGUCUGAGGGCCCGAGCAGGUUAGGUUGUUCCAGUGGUAAGGCUGCUUCCAUUAGCCUGGAAACUCGUCGACUGAGCUUACGAGACAAGAGAAAGGUGUCUAGAUGGCUAGAUGGUGUAGUGAGGAAGCUUCUCGGUGGCAGCAUGCGGACCGACGGGAGUGGGGAUGGGAAUGAGGGUCAGAGCGCGAGUGGGUGGAGCGCACACGAAGCAGCAGGAAGGUGGAGAUUAACGGAAGAGGAAUUUACUGGGAUCUUGUUCGUUUUCGAUAUUUGUCAGGACUACAGGUUGCUCGUUCAUUUUCUUCUUCGGCUCUUAAGGAAUCCCUUGUUGCUGCACGGCACGCUGGCCAAACCACCCUCUGGGACGAGUGGGACACCUGGGAAAGACAGAAUGGGCCCGUCCUUGUUGUGCAGAUCCUGCAUCGGUGAGCUUUCUCUUGUCGCCGGGCUAAGGCGGUAUGAGAGCAUGGUGGUUGCCAUGAAUCUCCUUCCCGACAUGUUUUCGGCUGUCAUGGUAAGGGCCGUGGAGUUGACGUCGGCGUCGGCCUUGAGUCAGCCGGGCAAUGGACCGCUGGGGGCAUAUGCACAGGAUUUGCUGAGCAGGUACAAGGAUAUUGUGACAUUAGGUCAUUGCGAAGGAAGGUGGAGGUUUCAGCUUGACCAUUGGGUUUUAGGGGAUGCCGGGUCCCUCAGGUCAGGUGAUAGUGUGAAUGUAGAUACAGGCACAGAUGUUCAUGGGAUUCCCAGGGGGGACAAGAUGAGGGGUCAGUUGCGGAAGUUGGCGAACAGCAUUCUGCAGUCUUUCAGGCAGGUUGUGCAUGUGGCAAAGGGCAACCUGGUGGGGAUCGAGCGGGAUGCAGAGCUGGGGCUCAAAGAGAACUUGGGUCGGGCAGAGUUAGAGAAGUUGCGAUUCAAGACUAUGAAUCGCAUGGACGGAGUCAGGGAAGUAGCCAUGCAGGUUGCAAAUGCUAUACAGAGUUUUCAAAGUCAGAAUCAGCACCCUCAGGGAGUGUACAUCAUGGCUGCGGGAACCGCUCUGGUGAUUAGCACAGUUAAUUGUGCGGUUAGCAUGCUGCAGACGUUGGAGUUGGGGGGCGGGUUGCAGAAAUACGCUCAGACUGCUCGAUGUGCCCACCGGAUGAUCCAAAUGCAUGUCCAGUCCUUGGCGAUGGUCAAGGAGGUGUUGGGGCCUGGACUGACGCCGGCGAUGGAGGAUGCGGUGAUUUCAGAGGUUUUAGUCCAGAUACAUUCUGCAUUUGGUGCUGGUGGAAGAGGAGUGAUACGUGGAGCGCAGCAGGAUUCUUCGGCGGGGGGAGCGAACACACCGGUGAGUGCAGAGACAGCAAUAAGUGCAGGCGGUGGUGGCAGGGGGAAGCAAAUGAUGAUGGCUGUGGGAGCUGCUGCCUUUAUCGUGAUGGCGAUUGUGGCAGGGGUUCUAGAUUGGGAAAAGGUGAUUUACUCUCUCAGGAUUAGCGAGGGCUUGGAUCAACUGCAGCGAGGACUAACAGGAUUGCUGUCGACGGCGAGUUGUGGUGCAGGAAGCAAGGAGUCAUCUUCUAGAAAUGAGAAAACUGCGGCAGAAGUAUCAUUGUUCUUGCUUCGUGUGCUGGUGGGUGAUUGCGCAGGUGUGUCGGAGGGGAUGGUGGGCGACGUUGUUGGUGCUGCAGAUUUGGUGGGAUUAACUCGUGUACAACGAUGUGCUAACCUGGAGGUUGUCAUACGAUUAGGCUAUAAAUUGUUUUCCGCAGUCAUUGGACCGCAGAAGGGUCUGGUUCAUAAGAACUGGCCGGAAAAGGGUGGGUUUUGGGAAACGCUGAGCGGUAUGGCGAAUGCGGCUAUGAGGGAGCUCAUCGGACAUCCUCCAUUUCGAGAGGUCUGCCUAAGGGACUCCAGCGUGCUGUACUCCUUGCUCUCGAAAGAAAUUUCACCAGAAGUGGAGAUUGCAGAGUUUCUUGACGCAAACAAAAUUGUGGACAACGCACACCGGGCGUUUAUGCUCGUCCCUUCAACCUUUCGACUCUUCUUUUCUGCAUUGCGCGACCAAAAAAUGCCGUGCCAGCAGGGAGAUAAAUGGGUCUUUGCAGGGAAUCCUCCACCAAUUGGCGAUCUGGGUGGGAGGGAUGACAGUGCCAUCUCCCUUAAGCUCCCUGAGCUGGUGCAAAUCCUGGAUAAUUUGCAGCUUGGAUCAUUUGGGUUGCAGUGGGUGGAACUAAGGCUGCUUCUGAAUGAACAGGUGGUGCUUGAGAAGCUAUCUAUGGGUGCAACGGCUGGCGAAGCAAUCCAAGCUGCAGACACGGCGCAGUGCAAGGCGUCCCUCACGGAUUGCGAGAAGGUAUUCAUCCAGGCUGUGGUGUUGACAAGGCUGCUGACGCGUCCGGAAGCGGCCACUCUCUACAGCGAAGCAGUGCGUUUCCUUGGUCGCGCCCUCGAGGAGCAGCUCAUCUCGAAUGUGAAGUCGACCGUUUUGGAGAAUCUGGAUCACCUCCUUGGGAGAAGAUCACUCUGCCAGGUGCUUUGCAACACCAUAGAAAGAUUUGGUCUUACGAGCAUGAUGCUCAGUAACGCACAUCUCCACCCCAAUCGCCUUAAGAAGAGCAUGCUAAGCUGGCAAAGUCGCAAAGCGUGUUCAGGUAGCAGAAGAAAGAGAGCGUGCAGUGCCGAAAACUCCAAGUGUUUGGAACAUAAAGAGCUCCAGGCUUCCAAGAGAAGGCUAGAAAAUGGGUUGAAAUCUGUACCAUUCGCUGCAGAAAGGGCGCUUGCAGAGCUGGUCCUUCCACGGCUGGCGAGCAACUCCUCUACCGAAGGUCUGAACAACAUACUGAAUGACCUGAUCAAGCAGCUGCAUAGCUUGGAGCAACAUAUCAGCCAGCUGAGCAGGGGGAUUCUAAGUCAGGGAGUGGAUGCACAAUGCCCUAAGCCGAGUGCAUGGUGUGGCAGUGAGGUAUAUGCUGCGGAGAGCUCCGGCCUUGGCCAGGCAAGGAGGAGGAUAGUGCCCUCACAGAAUGUCAACGUCAGCACGGGUGCGGGAGCUGUUGCUGUGUCUAAUGCUGCUGCUGCUCUGCAACCAUCAAUUUGGCUGCGGCUUGGAUUUCUUCUUCCACUUUUACCGUUUGUGUACGCGCGGGACCCAUGGAACAUGCGACAUAGCCUUGCGCAUGCCCUUCUACGUCUCCUUGCGACCGGUGUUGUGCAAGAGUCUAUGUUCCCCAGCCUAGCCAGCAACGAUUGCGUGUUGCUGCAGUCAAAUGGAGGUUUCACACUUUCUCAAGCAGGGGGAGCAAACACACUUGAAGCAUCAGCUGCAGCAACUGCUGCAAUUGCCACCAUGGGCGAAGGCUUGUUUGAGCGGCUGCUGAGCGUGUUUCAUGCACUGCUGAGCAGUGUGAUGCCAGGAUGGCUUAAGCCAAAAAAGAAGGAAAAGGGAUCUAAGGUUCGGGCGUUUGAAAGGGAAAUUGCGGAGAAGAUGCAGCAAGAUCUCGAGAGAUUCAAGCUACCGCGGUCGAUUCACAAUUGUAUACAAGCAGCUUUGCCAUGCUUUCCUCUACAUCCGGCACCCAGAGUGUGUGCAGCUCCUGGAAUCCUUCCCAGUCUUACAUCAACACAGGCGUUUCCCAUUGUCACCGAGCCACAAGUAUCGCUGAGUCCGUGUGCGCACGAUGCACCGCCGACUCACGGAAUGACAGCUGCUCAGCGCGCUCUGUUCAUCUCUCAGUGCUCUGCCGGUGGGACUCCGAGAGCAGCGUCAGUAUCAGCAGCAGAUGUAGGGUCUUCUGGAGACUGCGAAGUAGAAUUGGACCCGUGGCUAUUGUUGGAAGAUGGGGUAGCCUCAUCUUCCUCAGUGAUUGGUGGGCCUUGGGGGUCAUCGUCAGGAGCUGGAGACAGAGGGAACAUAAAGCCCUGCCACUGGCUAAAGGGUGCGGUUAGAUUCAGCAGGAUGCAUUUGACUUACGCCGGGUUCGUCGAGGACGCAAAUACAUAAUUCGCUUUGCCUGUCUCGUGUUUCUUUCUUUUCCACUAUUUCCCACUAUUUCAUUCUUUCUUUUGUAGAAAUGGAGGGAAGGUGUGUUUUGUCAAAAGGGGUUGGAAGGAGGAGGAUUUGUUCCUGCUUCAGAUCUUCAAUUGAUCCGUCCUUCUGCCUGUCUAGGAGCUGCACAGUGAAGUUUGAGGUGUGGAUGUAACACCCUGUCGGGGCAUUUCUAUUAGGCCCAUCAGACUACCGCCUGAUGAUCUAUUAUUCAUUAAGCUGGGAUUCAACAUUUGUUGAUGUCACUAUAGUCUCCUCUUGCCUCCAAUCAUCCGAGAGCAUUUUUGGAUGUAUCUGCGGUUUAUCGAUUAGCUGCUGCGGUGACGGCGUCCUUGAAUAAGUGGUGCUAGUGUGUUAUGCUAGCAUGAGCUCAUUUCGCAUGUCAUUCGUGUCCUUGUCAAUAACAGACCCCACUGAACAUCGUACCACUUUUGCCUCGUCCCCUGUAGAAGUAACUGCUUCAUUCGACUUGCUGAAUUCUGGAUCCAAUAAUAAUGCCUUAUGUGACCAAGAGGUUCUAGCAUUC
This is a messenger RNA of Chara braunii, 7937 nucleotides long. NCBI's taxonomy places the organism in Eukaryota, Viridiplantae, Streptophyta, Charophyceae, Charales, Characeae. The record is from the annotation of a GenBank genome assembly.